AUGGUCGAUCAGAAGGCAGGCUCGGCCAUGCUGCUGGCGGCCACAUGCGCCGUGGCUGCGCUAGGCGGCCUCGCCUUCGGCUACGCUCUGGCCGUACCCUCGGGCGCACUGCCGCACCUCCGCGACCGCUUCCUGCUGAGCUCGGCACAGCAGGAGCUGGCGGUCGGCGCCGCGCUGGCGGGCGCCCUCCUCGCCUCCUUCUUGGGCGGGCCCCUCCUCGACCGGCUGGGCCGUCGCGCCGCCGUGGGGUGCAGCGGCGCCCUGCUGGUGACGGGCAGCGCCUUUCUCGCGUGCGCACCCUCGUACGCCGCUCUGCUCGGGGGCCGCGCCGUCGUGGGGGCGGCCAUCGCGGCGUCCUCCGUGGCGACGUGCGUCUACGUGGCCGAGGUGGCGCACCCGCGCCGUCGCGGGGCCCUCGUGUCGGCCUACGAGCUGGGCGUGACGGGCGGGGUGCUCGCCGCGUACGCCGCCAACCUGGUGCUGGGGAGAGGCCCCGGGGAGACGGUGGGCGGCGUCGCGCCGUGGCGGUGGAUGUUCGGCCUGUGCUGCGUGCCGGCCCUCGCGCAGGUGAUGCUGCUCGUGGCGUGCCUUCCUGCGUCGCCGCGCUCGCUGCUGCGGUGCGGGCAGGCCGACGCCGCGGAGAGGACCCUGCGCAGGAUCCUGGGGCAGCAGGAUGUCAGCGCAGACAUCGACGCACUCAGAUCAUCUUUGGAGAUGGAGAAGCAAUAUAGCGUGCUUGACCUUCUGCGGAGGAAGGACAACAUGCGCACGCGCAUGCUCAUCGGCGGCGGACUCGUCACGUUCCAGCAGCUCACGGGCCAGCCCACCGUGCUCUUCUACGCGGCGAGCGUGUUCCGUGCGGCGGGGUACCGCGGGGAGGCCUCCGCGCUGCUCGCCUCCGUGGGCCUCGGCCUCGUCAAGGUGGCCGCCACCUCCGUGGCCGUGGCCGUGGUGGAUCGCGUCGGGCGCCGCCGCUCGUUGCUCGCCGGCUCCGUCGCCAUGGCCCUCUCGCUCGCGGCGGUGGCGGCCGCCACGUCCGGCCUGGGGAACGCAGCGGGCGGCAACACGAGCGCCGUCGCGUCGGGAGGGAACGACACAAUGGGCGGACCACCGUGGGCCAACUGGACGCACGUGGAGGAUGGAGGUGUGAGCGUGGGCCCCACCGCCCGCUGGGCCUCGCUGCUCGCCAUCCUGGCCUUCGUCGGCGCCUUCUCACUCAGCUACGGGCCUAUGACCUGGGUGCUGCUGAGUGAGAUAUUCCCGGCUGGCAUCAAGGGUCGGGCGAUCGCUGUGACCACCAGCCUCAACUGGGGCAUCAAUCUGGUGGUGUCGCUCGUCUUUCUGGAUAUCAUCGAGUGCCUGGGGCUAUCAACGACAUUCCUGAUGUAUGCCAUCAUGGGCGUGGUGUCCGUGGUAUUUGUGAACGCAUUCGUGCCCGAGACGAAGGGUCAGACCCUCGAGGAAAUAUCCCAGCAGCUAAAUUCCACACACACGAGGGCGCUGUGGUGCUGUGGAGAUGCGAAGCGAAGGCAGAAUCACGAAGAGGUCCAGUACCGGCGGCUGGAUGGUUGUGCUCCCCUUUAAGGGGGGGGGGGGGGGACCCAUUUCAGUGAGAUUGACACGUGGCUUUUCCACGUGUACGGUUUCUACUGCAUUUCUAUGAAGCGUUUGCUCGGUAAACAAGUAAUGAACGCACAACCAUUUUGGGAUGGUCAAGUUAGCAUGAUCAUCAAAGAGCUUUCUGAAUUUACACCGGAGGAUUUAUUUCAAUAAGGCUUCAGUAACUACGAUAUGUAUUGCAUUUUCAGUCGGUCAUUGUGAUGAACAAAUGUUGACGACGUAGCCAGUCAACUUCUUGAUUCUUUCGGUAAAGUCACGUAGAAGGGAAAUAAU
Molecule: messenger RNA, 1893 nt
Organism: Lethenteron reissneri (Far Eastern brook lamprey)
Lineage: Eukaryota; Metazoa; Chordata; Hyperoartia; Petromyzontiformes; Petromyzontidae
Product: solute carrier family 2, facilitated glucose transporter member 10-like
Biological process (GO): D-glucose transmembrane transport; circulatory system development
Cellular component (GO): membrane
Molecular function (GO): D-glucose transmembrane transporter activity
Source: RefSeq, a predicted model, not a curated record